Messenger RNA from Nicotiana attenuata, 962 nucleotides. RefSeq names its product ran guanine nucleotide release factor-like. The coding region runs from base 100 to 708 and encodes 202 amino acids. The record is from RefSeq and is a predicted model, not a curated record. Gene Ontology annotation, cellular component: nucleus. The transcript has 7 exons. Lineage: Eukaryota; Viridiplantae; Streptophyta; Magnoliopsida; Solanales; Solanaceae. Gene Ontology annotation, biological process: protein import into nucleus. Gene Ontology annotation, molecular function: guanyl-nucleotide exchange factor activity; small GTPase binding.
ACUGCUUGACAGUAUAUUUUUUCGGAAGACUUCCACUUUUUUCCCAUAUUUUUCCUGAGGUUCUCUAGUUCUUUCUACUAACAACAUUGUACUCUUAACAUGCCUGAAGAUUCUUGUACUGACCGUGCUCUCUUUGGCGGCGCUAUUUCUAGCACUUUCCCUCUCCGUUUCCAGGAUGUCAGUAAUGUGCGUCAAGUUCCUGAUCAUCAGGAGGUGUUUGUGGACCUUGGGCGCGACGAGAGUUUGAUAAUUGAGCUUCUGGAUCUGAAGUUGGAUGUAGCAGACAGUGGAAGUGCCACCUGGUUUCUUCAAGACCUUGCAAAUGAACAAGAUGCAGAGGGAGCUACGAUCAUCGAGCAGUCAGCAGUAUUUGAGGCUCCUGGAUUGUGCUAUAGAAACACGCCUGCUGUCAUCACCACAGCUGUUGGUCAAAUGGCCGUUUCUAAGGGAAGACAAGGUAGGGAAGCACAGAACUUGGUUAAGGUGUACCUGGCAAACCUUCGCCUUAAGGAAGUUGGGACGGAUAUUCUCAUAACUGCAUAUGAGCCUUUAUUAAUAAACCCCUUGAGUGAGAGUGCUAGCUCAGUCGGGGCUGGCGUAGCUGUACCUGCUGCACAAUCUGGAAUUAUGCCGAUGGCUGAGGUUUUUAAACUUGCAGUCUCUAGUUUCAAAGUGCAUGAUUGGAGCCUCUUUGGUACUGCUACUUGAGGGUGUCGAGUGAUUUAAAGAAUCACGAUCAGUCACACAAAUGUAGCAUCUCUUUGUGGAUUAUUGGUCCAUUUUUCAACAGCAUAUCUGUUCUUUGUUAUUCUGUUAAUUGCUUAAAGAGUUCCUGUUGUAGUGGGAUGUAUAGAGUAGUUUGGUGCACAAUUUCUACUUUAUCUUUUGUUAAGGAUUUUGUGUAUACUGCAGUGCAGUCCAUUUGCUUUCCUUGGAUAAAAACAGCAGCCAAUGGGAUCAGA